AUGUCUCUAUGCUCCGAUGUCCAUGAGCCACCGUAUAAAGUCCAACAGAGAAAGGACUCAAAGGCUCACCCCAGCCGCAAGCGCAUUGUUAUCUGCUGCGACGGAACAUGGCAAUCCGCCGUCUCAGGCAAGAAAAAUGUCCCAUCUAAUGUGACGCGUCUCUGUCGCGCUCUGAACAGUGUCGGAACCGACGAACAUGGGAAUCAGUGGCAGCAAAUAGUCUGGUACGAUUCUGGAGUUGGCACAACUUCAGGUCCAUUGGGACAAAGGAUCGAAGGCGCCAUUGGCCUAGGUCUGGAAGGGAAUGUCCUCGAAGCGUAUAACUUCCUUGUCUUGAAUUACAGACCGGGCGAUCAGAUUAUGUGUUUUGGUUUCUCGAGGGGUGCGUUCACGGCACGCACCAUUGCUGGUCUGAUCUCGGAUAUUGGCAUUUGCAGUAAACAGGACCUGAACCGGUUUCCCGAUCUCUGGGAGGUUUAUAAGAAAAGUAAGCCCGGCGAGCGGUUCUAUUGCAGUGACCUCUGGUUUGAGUGGAUGGAUGGGAAGGCCGAUGAGAAUCAGGGAGCUCGAGGUGAUAGUUUCGUAUUUGAGAAGCGUCCUGAGGGCGACUGGGCUCAGGAGGGAUCAAGGGACGUGGAAGUUGUUGGCGUUUAUGAUACCGUCAGCGCUAUUGGAAUGCCGGAGGUACUGGGAAUGAAGCUGCCAUCGUGGCUCUCGUGGUGGACGCGUAAGGGUGGGUGCGAAAAUGUUGAACUUUCAACUAAUGUCAAACAUGCAUUCCAGGCUUUGGCCCUCGAUGAACACCGCAACGCAUUUUCCCCUACUCUAUGGUAUCUCCCAAAAGUCGGAAACGUCACUCCAGAGCAGAUACAAAUCCAGAAGAGCAUGGUCGAUCAGAAAGCUCAAGCAUGGGACGAUCUCUUGCAAGACGCAAUUCGCCUCAAGGAUAGCGGCAAUGUUAGCGAUGAGGACGUCAACAACGCAGCCCGAAAGCUAAAUGAGACCGCCAGAGCCUUGAAUCGGGAGACUCGAAAGCUCUUAAAGCUACAAGAUGGCCACAAACACCAGCACCACCCCCGAACGUUGACACAAGUGUGGUUCCCCGGCUAUCACAUUAACAUUGGCGGAGGCUCGGGUGAAACCCUCAAAGGUGAGGGUGACAUGGAAGAAAUGUCUAAUAUCACCUUCUCCUGGAUGCUGGACCAAGUCAAGCCCUACCUAUCAUUCAACGAGGAGUCUCUCCAAGAGGAAAGAGAAGAGAGAGAAUACUAUAUUUCAACGCUUGUGGAAGAAACAGUCUAUGAAUCCUUAGGAGGUUGGGCUCGUCGCAAGAUUGCAGCAAUAUCCUCGGCUUUCAAACCCAAACAACCCUCCGCCCCUAAGCAACCCUCCACCUCUUCUGUCGAGUCCGUGAAGCGACGCAGCUAUGGUUGGGGAACAGGUCCGAUGCAAGACAGCUUUACGCCAUUCUACUACCUCAACGGGUCGGAGAGACGUACGCCUGGAAACAAUGAUCCUUUCGACAAAGACGGAAAUAUGCUAGGAGAGACUUUUGAGUUUAUUCAUCCGGUUGUGGGAUUUAGGGCGAAGCAGAUCAAGGACUACACGCCGAUUGGGCGUGAUGUCAAAUUUGCCCGUCGGAAGGUGGUUGACAAGAAUGGUCGCCCUGCUUAUGUCUAUGAUCUGGGCGGUGCUCGCAAGCCUUUGCCCGAGUGGCGCUUAGGAGGAGUUGACUCUUAUGAGAGACUUGCCAUAACCAGCAAGGCCGCAUAUGAUUAUGUCGACGAACUAGAUCUUGAUUUGAAGACUGGGAUCAAGACACUCCGCCGGUCUGUGUAUGGAGUUCGAGAUAUUGACCUCGGUAUUGAAGUCCCCAACACUGGACAACAGGAGGAUCUCAAAUCGGAGCAAUCUCAACGGGGGAGCAUCCAAUCGACGGGCUUUGGAACUAAGGAGAUGCUAUUGAGGAGCUCGGAUGUUUCAUACAGCGGGGAGGCAGUAACUGCGGUAUGA
Molecule: messenger RNA, 2013 nt
Organism: Penicillium mononematosum
Lineage: Eukaryota; Fungi; Ascomycota; Eurotiomycetes; Eurotiales; Aspergillaceae
Product: T6SS phospholipase effector Tle1-like catalytic domain-containing protein
Exons: 2
Coding region: 1-2013 (670 amino acids)
Source: RefSeq, a predicted model, not a curated record